Messenger RNA from Diospyros lotus (date-plum), 3177 nucleotides. Its product is annotated as homeobox-leucine zipper protein ROC3. Gene Ontology annotation, molecular function: lipid binding; DNA binding; DNA-binding transcription factor activity, RNA polymerase II-specific. The coding region runs from base 204 to 2585 and encodes 793 amino acids. The record is from RefSeq and is a predicted model, not a curated record. Lineage: Eukaryota; Viridiplantae; Streptophyta; Magnoliopsida; Ericales; Ebenaceae. Gene Ontology annotation, biological process: regulation of DNA-templated transcription. The transcript is spliced from 12 exons.
CAUGCAUCCGCUACAAAAUCACUCACACAGAGAGAGAAGAAAGAAGAAAGAAGAAAACCCUACUUAGAAUUGCUACUGUACAAGAGAAAGAGAGAGAGCUCUGCAAUCUGCAAGCAAAGAGAGAGCUGAAAAGAUCCUUAAGCUUUCUCUCUUCUGUUCCAGAAGAAGCUCAACAGACACUGAGAGUAGAGGGGGCAGCAAGAAUGUAUGGAGAUUGCCAAGUACUGUCAUCCCUGGGAGGGAAUGGAGUUUCUUCAGAAUCCCUCUUUUCGCCGCAGACCCAAACCCCUAACUUCAACUUCAUGGCUAACAUGUCCUUCCACACUUUUCCUCCGAUCAUACCCAAAGAAGAAAUGGUGCUGUUGAGAGGGAAGGAGGAGAUGGAAAGCGGAUCGGGGAGUGAACACAUGGAAGGAAUGUCAGGUAACGAGCAAGAUAGCGCGCUACAGCCCAAAAAGAAACGCUAUCACCGCCACACUGCUCGCCAGAUCCAAGAAAUGGAAGCAUUGUUCAAGGAAUGUCCGCACCCGGAUGACAAGCAGAGGCUAAGACUCAGCCAAGAACUAGGGCUCAAGCCCAGGCAAGUCAAGUUCUGGUUCCAGAACCGGCGGACCCAGAUGAAGGCGCAACAAGAUCGGCAAGAUAAUGCGAUACUGAGAGCUGAGAACGAUAACCUUAAGAAUGAAAAUUAUCGGCUGCAAACGGCUCUCCGGUGCAUAAUAUGCCCUAAUUGUGGCGACCCGGCGAUGUUAAACGACAUGGCUUAUGAUGAACAACAACUUCGUAUCGAAAAUGCUCGACUCAGAGAAGAGUAUGAACAAGUAUGCUGCCUGAUUUCGAGAUACGGCGGCCGGCCAAUCCAAGCUCUGGGGCCUGCGGCUCCUCUUCUGGCGCCUUCCUUGGACUUGGACAUGAGCAUUUAUCCGAGGCAAUUGGAGGAGCCAAUGGCAAACUGCAGUGACAUGAUUCCGAUGCCCCUUUUGCCGGAAAAUUCCAAUUUCUCCGGCGGAGGGAUAAUCAUGGAAGAAGAGAAAUCACUCACAAUGGAGUUGGCCAUGUCAUCAAUGGAUGAGCUCGUGAAGAUCUGUCAGGCAGCGGAGCCUCUUUGGGUCCUGAACAACGAAAGUGGAAAAGAAGUGCUUAAUUUGGAAGAGCAUUCAAGGUUGUUUCAAUGGUCGAUGAAUCUCAAACAGAGCUCGGCCGAGUUCCGGUUGGAAGCUACCCGGGCCACCGCCGUUGUCAUCAUGAACAGCAUAACUCUGGUUGAUGCAUUACUAGACGCCAACAAAUGGAUGGAGCUGUUCCCUUCCAUCGUUUCCAGGGCAAAAACUCUUCAAGGUGUAACUUCGGGCCUUUCCGGCCAUGCCAAUGGUUCCCUUCAGCUGAUGUAUGCAGAACUGCAGGCCCUUUCUCCUCUGGUGCCAACACGAGAGUGUCAUUUUCUUCGCUACUGCCAGCAGAAUGUAGAGGAGGGAACUUGGGCAAUCGUCGAUUUUCCAUUAGAAAAUUUGCAUGAAAAUUUCCAAACUUCCGUCCCUAUAUACAAGAGAAGGCCCUCUGGUUGCAUCAUCCAAGACAUGCCCAAUGGAUACUCAAGGGUUACUUGGGUGGAACAGGCCGAGGUAGAAGAUAAACCAGUCCACCAUAUUUUUGAUCAGUUUGUUGGCAAUGGGUCGGCGUUUGGAGCUCAACGCUGGCUAGCGAUCCUACAGAGACAAUGCGAGAGGCUCGCAAGCCUCAUGGCCAGAAACAUAUCCGAUCUUGGAGUGAUACCAUCGCCGGAAGCUAGGAAAAACUUGAUGAAUCUAGCGCAGAGGAUGAUAAGAACAUUCUGCAUGAACAUAAGCACUUGUUGCGGCCAGUCAUGGACGGCCCUCUCGGAUUCGGCCGAUGACACCAUAAGAAUAACGACAAGGAAAGUCACAGAGCCAGGCCAGCCCAAUGGCCUCAUCUUAAGCGCUGUCUCCACCACUUGGCUGCCUUGUCCGCACUACCAGGUCUUCGAUCUCUUGAGGGAUGAACGCCGCAGAGCUCAGCUUGAUGUUCUUUCUAAUGGCAAUUCACUGCAUGAAGUGGCUCACAUUGCAAAUGGCUCUCAUCCUGGAAAUUGCAUUUCUCUUCUUCGCAUAAAUGUAGCAAGUAACUCAUCACAGAACGUUGAGCUGAUGCUGCAGGAGAGCUGCACCGAUGACUCCGGCAGCCUCGUCGUCUACUCCACUGUCAACGUGGACGCCAUACAGCUGGCCAUGAGCAGCGAGGACCCCUCCUGCAUCCCGCUCCUGCCAUUAGGCUUCAUCAUCGUUCCCAUGGAGCAAGGCGCCGCCAACAAUGGGGACACUAAUCCUGCCCCAUCUUCCGAGGACGGAAACCGGCCGGAAUCAGGCUGCCUACUCACAGUCGCGCUGCAAGUUCUGGCGAGCACCGUCCCAACCGCGAAGCUGAACCUCUCCAGCGUCACCGCCAUCAACAACCAUCUCUGCAACACACUGCACCAAAUCAACGCCGCCCUUCUCGGCUCCGGCGGCGACAACGGCAGCAUUGCUGGCUCUUCCUCGGAGCCGGCAGCGGCCAAACAAUCAGAGUAGUAGGGUUAUGAAUCCCGAUUACCCAAAACCUCCCGCAUCUCUCUUUCUACAGAAAGAGAGUUGGGAUGUUGUGGGUAAUUAGCUAGGAUGGUAGAUUUUCAGUUUCAAUGGUUUAAAUUUAUGGGGUGGGGUUGGGGUUGGGUUGGGUUUGGUUUGGUUUGUUUUGGUAAAUAAAAGGUGAAACGAAUUUAGAAUAUUGAUCGACGGGGUUGGUAGUUGAGAGACUGAUCUCUUUCUGUCUCUCUCUUAGAAGAAGAUUUAAGGAUUCUGAGGAGGGAGAGAGAGAGAGAGAUAGAGAGGUAGCUGUGUGGGGAAGUCAAGAGCGCACCAGAUAGGACCCUUGCUGCAUUGUCUUGGUAAUUAGGCAGGCUUAAUGAGAGAGAUUAAUUAAUGAACUGGAGGGGUUGGAACUUGGGGUAUGUUUAUACAUAUUCCAGCUGGGCAGUGGCAAGUCAGCAAGGGUGGUGGUUCGGGAAUUGACUUCUGCUUUUGUUACAUGAUAUGAAUUAUUACUAAACCUUUGUCUUUGUCUCUUAAUUAUUAAUUAAUUAAUAUUGCUAGCUAGCUAGCUACUAUAUUAUUGUUCUUGAUG